Molecule: messenger RNA, 1200 nt
Organism: Leptosomus discolor (cuckoo roller)
Lineage: Eukaryota; Metazoa; Chordata; Aves; Leptosomiformes; Leptosomidae
Source: RefSeq, a predicted model, not a curated record
AUGAAUACGAGCAAGAGUGAGACAGUGAAAGAGCAUCCAUUAAAACCCUCUAGAAGAUCUAUGCCAUGCCUAGCCCAGAGCCAAACACAUCCUCAGAGUCUGAGCAAGCAUUCGUCAUUUCUGCAGCCAAACCGUGUGCAGCCCCAGCCCCGGCCUCAGCCGUUAAGUGCAGGGACAUCUACAGCUACAGUGGAUGUAGUGUCAGAACGAGCUAAAGUGAUGGAGACUUUGGAAAACAACUUGCUUAAGCUGUCUAAUACAGAAUACAGUGAUCCAUUUUUAGAUGUAGGAAAGGACAAAGACACGUAUACAGAUGAUUCAGAACAUGGAAAUUAUGAUGCUCGUACAGAUCAGUCGUUGCUUAUUCAAAGCAAGCUUACCAGACAGAAAACUGAACCUCGGACUAAAUCGUCUUUAAAGACUGGUGCCAUGGCAUCAUCAGGCCUCUUCUUCAAAGAUGGCAAAAAACGCAUUGAUUACAUCUUAGUUUACAAAAAGUCAAGUCCACAGGUAGAAAAAAGAAGCACAUUUGAGAAGAAUUUGAGAGCAGAAGGGUUGAUGUUAGAACGAGAGCCAGCUGUUACAAACAGUGAUAUCAUGUUUGUUAAAAUUCACUGUCCAUGGGAGACAUUGUGCAAAUACGCAGAAAGAAUGAACAUCAGGAUGCCUUUCAGGAAAAAAUGUUAUUACACUGACUGGAGGAGCAAAACCAUGGGCAGUUUGCAGAGGAAUAUGAGAGAGCUGAAAAGUUGGUUGCCCAGAAAUCCAAUGAAGCUUGAUAAGGAGGCCCUGCCUGAUCUGGAAGAAACAGAUUGCUACACGGCACCCUUUAGCCGUGCACGAAUACACCAUUUUACGAUAAACAACAAAGACAGCUUCUUCAGCAAUUCCACAAGAAGUAGAAUCGUGCAUCACAUGCUACAGAGAACUAAGUACGAAGAUGGAAAAUCCAAAAUGGGUAUUAAUAGAUUACUAAAUAAUGGAACAUAUGAAGCAGCAUUUCCACCACAUGAGGGAAGCCACAAAAGCAGACAUCCCAUCAAAACACACGGAGCUCAGAAUCACAGACACCUCUUAUAUGAGCGUUGGGCACGGUGGGGAAUGUGGUACAAAUACCAACCUCUGGAUUUAAUCAGGCGAUAUUUCGGUGAAAAAAUUGGACUCUAUUUUGCCUGGUUGGGGUGGUAUACUGGAAUGCUU